AUGGGAGAUUCGUCUAGGAUCGAGUCUGCUAUGUCAAGCACUGUGGAAAGUUCAGCGAUGUCGGGUGUGGAUCCUGGGGAGAACGAGAACCGGAGCACAGUUGUGGCUAUUGUAGUCUGCCUGAUGUUCCUGGGGAUAGCCUUCGUGGUGAUCUUCCUCCUCGUUGGAUCGAGUGAUUCCGAAGACGCACAAGAUGACUUCGGCAACAGCGACGGAGGUGGCGUUGGCGGUGUUAGCGGUGGUGGUGGUGGUGGCGGCAGCAGCCUCCCUCCUCCGGUACCAGUUCCUAUAGGAGCUAAAACACCAGCCUCGACGACCACGCCUCCAUCAGUACUACCAGCAAGUGGACCGAGAGGACCGGUACCUCCAUCUGGGGCACCAGUUCCGCAACAAGGGGGACCAGCGUCGCCAUCUGGGGGACCAGGUUUGCCACAAGGGGGACCAGCUCCCGCAUCUGGGGGACCAGGUUCGCCACAAGGCGGACCAGCGCCGCCAUCUGGGGGCCCUGUUCCGCCAUCUGGAGGACCUCCACCUCCACCUGGGGGACCAAUAUCUCCACCUGGGGGACCAGUACCUCCACCGGCAAGACCAGUUCCUCCAGCGGCGCCACCGACGUGCAAUUGUACGGACAACCUGUCGCACGCAUACCGACAGCUGCCUCUCACAUGUUUUCGAGAGAUUCCAACGGCCAAGAACAAGGUUCCGGUAUGGGCAUUUUUCAAAUGA
This is a messenger RNA of Dermacentor andersoni, 726 nucleotides long. The record is from RefSeq and is a predicted model, not a curated record. NCBI's taxonomy places the organism in Eukaryota, Metazoa, Arthropoda, Arachnida, Ixodida, Ixodidae.